Messenger RNA from Pocillopora meandrina, 2226 nucleotides. The record is from the annotation of a GenBank genome assembly. NCBI's taxonomy places the organism in Eukaryota, Metazoa, Cnidaria, Anthozoa, Scleractinia, Pocilloporidae.
AUGAUAGCUUUCAUGAACAUCGCCUAUCUAGUUGCCCUGUUCCUGCUCAACUCAGAUCGCACUCAGAAAGCCAUUGAGAUAUGCAGCGAAUGUUUGAUUUUGCUAGAUGGCACCGAUCAAAACAGCAAAGACCUAUUUAAUUCACUACUGCUGCAAUUUUACAGCGCCUUCAAUUUACUUCUUUUUAGCGCUUAUUGUCUUAUCUCUGACCAUAAACGUGCGGAAAGAUACGGCAGGAAACUGCUUGUCUUAUACAGCGAGUCUGGUGACUUAGUAAAAGGAGGAGAUGUAAGCUUAGCUCUAGCAGAAGUAGUUUAGGGUCAAAACAGGUUUACAAAUGCCAAACAACUUUACAAAAAAGUACUUAAUAUCAAGAGACAAACUGGUGAACAAAUUGGCGAAGCAAGAGCCUUCGCAAGAUUCGGAAUUGUGCUUUAUAAACUUGGCGAGAACCUAAAAGCGAAGGAUUAUGUUGAGAGGGCCCAUGCCAUAGCAACCGAAAUUGGCGACAAAGAAGGAGAAGCAUCCUGUUGCGAAAACCUGGGAGCAUUGCUUCAUUCGCGCGGGGAAUGCGACACGGCUAAACAGUAUCUCCAAAGAGCGAUUGUCAUCAGAACUGAAAUUGGCGACAGAGAAGGAGAGGCAACUGACUGAGGAUCUCUUGGUUCUGUGUUUCAGUCGCUCGGGCAAUACCACAAGGCUGAAGAGUAUCUCCAAAAAGCGUUUGUCAUCACAACUGAAAUUCGCAACAGAGAGGGAGAGGCAACUGACUACGUAAACCUAGGAACUGUGUUUCACUCUCUGGGGCAAUGCGGCAAAGCUAAAGAACAUCUCCAAAAAGCUCUUACCAUCAGAUCUGAAAUUUGCAACAGAGAAGGAGAGAAAACUGACUAUGGAAACCUAGGAACUGUGUUUCAAUCUCUCGGGCGAUGCGACAAAGCUAAAGAGCAUCUCCAAAAAGCGCUUGUCAUCAGAUCUGAAAUUUGCAACAGAGAAAGACAGGCAACUGACUAUGGAAACCUAAGAACUGUGUUUCACUCUCUCGGGCAACACGACAAGGCUAUAGAGCAUCUCCAAAAAGCGAUUGUCAGCAAAUCUAAAAUUGGCGACAGAAAAGGAGAAGCAUCAUGUUAUGGAAACCUAAGAACUGUGUUGAGGUCGCUCGGGCAAUAAGACAAGGCUAUAGAGCACCUCCAAAAAGCGAUCGUCAUCACAACUGAAAUUGGCGACAGAGAGGGAGAGGCAACUGUCUACGUAAACCUAGGAACUGUGUUUCAGUCGUUCGGGCAAUGCGACAAGCCUAUAGAGUAUCUCCAAAAAGCUGUUGUCAUCACAACUGAAAUUGGCAACAGAGAGGGAGAGGCAACUGUCUACGUAAACCUAGGAACUGUGUUUCAGUCGCUCGGGCAAUGCGAUAAGGCUACAGAGUAUCUCCAAAAAGCGCUUGUAAUCAAAUCUGAAAUUGACGACAAAAAGGGAGAAGCAUCAUGUUAUGAAAACCUAGGAUCUGUGUUUCAGUCGCUCGGGCUAUGCGACAAGGCUAUGGAGUAUCUCCAAAAAGCGAUUGUCAUCACAACUGAAAUUGGCGACAGAAAAGGAGAAGCAAUAUGUUAUGGAAAGCUAGGAACUGUAACGCACUCUCUCGGGCAAUGCGACAAGGUUAUGCAGUAUUUCCAAAAAGCGCUUGCCAUCACAACUGAAAUUAGCCACAGAGAUGGAGAGGCAUUUUGCUACGAAAACCUAGGUAUUGCGUGAUGCUCCCUCGGGCAGUACGACAAGGCUAAAGAGUAUCUCGAAAAAGCGCUUCUCAUUGCAACUACAACUGGCAACAGAGAAAGAGAAGCAUUAUGUUAUGGAAGCCUAGGUACUGUUUUUAAGUUGCUCAGGCGAUACAACAAGGCUAAAGAGUAUCUCCAAAAAGCGCUUGUCAUCGCAACUGAACUUGGCGACAGAAAAGGAAAAGCAUCGUGUUAUAGUACCUUAGGUACUGUGUUCGAGUCUCUCGGGCAAUACGACAAGGCUAUAGAGCAUCUCCAAAACGCGCUUGUCAUCACAGCUAAAAUUGGUGACAAAAAAGGAAAAGCAUCAUGUUAUGGAAGACUAGGUACUGUGUUUAAGUCGCUCGGGCAGUAUACGACAAGGCUAAAGAGUAUCUCCAAAAAGCGCUUGUCAUCUCAACUGAACUUGGCGACAGAAAAGGAGAAGCAUCAUGUUAUGGAAGCCUAG